Messenger RNA from Rhodamnia argentea, 1571 nucleotides. RefSeq lists its product as uncharacterized. The transcript has 2 exons. The record is from RefSeq and is a predicted model, not a curated record. Lineage: Eukaryota; Viridiplantae; Streptophyta; Magnoliopsida; Myrtales; Myrtaceae. The coding region runs from base 327 to 1430 and encodes 367 amino acids. Gene Ontology annotation, molecular function: acyltransferase activity, transferring groups other than amino-acyl groups.
CUCCAAUUUGAUGACCAAAUCAUGUAGAAGAUAAGGUUCAUUUCCCAUUUGUAAAAUCUCCUUUUAAGUACUGUUAGGUGUAGCAGCAUACCAAUCCCCCCUUCCAGGAUGCAAACAGUCAUAACCCACUGCUCUUCCAAAGCCAAUCCUCACUCAACAGCCAACACCUCAAUCAAUGACCAUGUCCAAGGACCCAGGAGUUGACAAAGGGCAAGCAAUCUCUUUUAAUACUUUCUCAGAUGAACUGUUUUCCAGAACAUGUUCAAUAAUGUCUGUGACUAUAAAUAGCCCACGGAAACCACUAGGAACUGUCCCAACAGCCAACGAUGAUGACAACUACUGAUGGCACAACCACCGGGUCUUCCGGAGUCGACUAUGAGGCCAUCCAGACUGUCACCGCCUUCACGGUGACUGAGCCGCGCCUGACCCAGCCCGUCUCGGCCGCUGACCCUGCCGGCACCUGGAUUUUCCAGAAAUGCUUCAACGUGGUUCUGUACUACAGAACGAUGGUGGAGGGCGACACCGGCUGGGCCUUCUCCGGGUGGGUCAAGGACUCGCUGGGGAGAGCUUUCACCGAGCGGCCACUCCUCUGUGGGCGGCUCCGGAGAGGCGAGGGUGGCUGCGGAGGAGAGCUGGAGAUCGUGUCAAACGACAGCGGUGCCAGGCUCAUCGAGGCUAGGAUUGGCGUGACUCUGGAUGAGUUCCUCGGCUCUGAGAGGAGGGCAGAUGGUGAGGCUGAGCUAGUGCAUUGGAAGGACAUCGACAUGCAAGAUCCUCAGUUCUGCCCACUCUUUUACAUCCAGGUGACAAACUUUCAGUGUGGUGGGUAUUCAAUUGGGAUAAGCUGUAGCCUGUUGUUGGCAGACCCAAUCUCUAUAAUUAGUUUCAUCAGCAGAUGGGCCACCAUCCAUAAUGAUCUGAAUCUGAUUCCUGGAGACAGUGCACCCAAGAAACCCAUCUUCUAUCUCUCGAACAUCAAACGUCCUGACUCACCAUUAACCUUUCUCACCCCUAGUCCUUGCCCAAAGACCGUCCAGACAUUGGUCUUCAAAGUCAAUGCCGUUGGCGCGAAGCCCGGCGGGGAACUGAGCAAGGCGGUCACGCUGCUGUGCACCGAGGAGGCGGAGAAGAAGCUGAAGAACAAGCUGGGGUCGAAAUUCGCCUUGCUGGUGAAAGAAGAAUCGGGAAAUGUUAAGGCAGAGAGCGUUGAGAAAGGUGGAGCUGUUCAGGUCGAGACCGAGAUGGUCACAAGUGAAGUAAGUUUGGAGAGUUUGGGCUUGAGCGGUGUGGCGUUCAGGAGAGGAAACGAGCCUGCUCUGGUCUCACAUUGGGUUGCAUCGGGUGAUGGCUUCGUGAUGGUGGCGCAGUGCGGCGGCGACGACGACGGCAUGUUGGGAUUUAAUGUCUUCGUCACAAUUCCUAGAGCGUGAUUACAUUUAUCAUAAGUUGCACCUAUUUGCCAUUUUGGCUUCUAUAUUGAUUAUCUAACAUAUUGUCUAGUUUCUUUCCUUCUUGAGUUCGAUGAUCGCCUGUUCUUUUUCUGCUUAAAAUUCAAUGAUCGCUUAAAUGAA